UCAUGUCUUCUCAGUCCCUCGCAGCAGAGUAUGUCCUGGUCGUUUAAUUCCUUUCUUGGGAUUGUCGAAAACCAGGUAAUCUAUGCCAGCUUUGCUACCACUGUCUACGUUCUACCACUACUCUGCCUGCCUGGUAUUGGUGCCUGGGCAGUGCUCCAUACGAAGGAGGUCAUCUCCACACUCGGCCGCGUAGGGGCUUUUGUCCCGCCGCCUAGGGCUGAAGCUGAAAAGUCCAGAGCUUCAUACCCCGAGCACAACGGUGCUGUCAAGAGUUACAGGAAUGGGGAAGGCCUGAAAUCAAGUGCUGUGUAGCCACAAUCAGCGGCAACUAAAUACCGAGUAUGUGAGGAUGGCCAUGUAGUUCAAAUGAGACAUGCGCAAACCUUGUUCCAUACCUCACUUAGCCGAAAGACCCGGUACUUUGGGCGCUGGGUCACAGCUCUCUAAGCAAAUCGACAUGUGAAGAUCUUAGCGACCCUUAUGGAGCUGAACCCUGAUUUACUACUAUGGGAC
Truncatella angustata is the source of this 513-nucleotide messenger RNA. RefSeq lists its product as uncharacterized. The coding region runs from base 31 to 312 and encodes 93 amino acids. The transcript has a single exon. NCBI's taxonomy places the organism in Eukaryota, Fungi, Ascomycota, Sordariomycetes, Amphisphaeriales, Sporocadaceae. The record is from RefSeq and is a predicted model, not a curated record.